Lethenteron reissneri (Far Eastern brook lamprey) is the source of this 3638-nucleotide messenger RNA. Its product is annotated as carbonic anhydrase-related protein 10-like. Gene Ontology annotation, biological process: one-carbon metabolic process. Lineage: Eukaryota; Metazoa; Chordata; Hyperoartia; Petromyzontiformes; Petromyzontidae. The record is from RefSeq and is a predicted model, not a curated record. Gene Ontology annotation, molecular function: zinc ion binding; carbonate dehydratase activity.
UCGGCGGUCGUCGACCCAGCCGGCGUCCUCGUGUGUCGGCGUGCGCGUGCAGAUCAGCGGCACCAUGUACAACACGGGCAAGUACAUCUCGCUCCGCCUGGACAAGGAGCACCUGGUGAACGUGUCGGGCGGUCCCAUGACCUACAACCACCGCCUGGAGGAGGUCCGCAUCCACUUCGGCAGCGAGGACAGACAGGGCUCGGAGCACCUCCUCAACGGGCAGGCGUUCCCCGGAGAGGUUCAGCUCAUCCAUUACAACCACGAGUUGUAUCCCAACGCGUCGGAGGCUGCGCGGAACCCCAACGGACUGGUCGCCGUCUCCAUAUUCAUCAAGGUGUCAGAAUCUCCAAAUCAGUUUCUGGAUAAACUCCUGAACCGAGACACUAUCACGAGGAUCACGUACAAGAACGACGCGUACCUGCUGCGCGAGCUCUCGGUGGAGGACGUCUACCCCGAGACGCAGAGCUACAUCACGUACGACGGCUCACUCACCACGCCGCCGUGCCACGAGACCGUCACCUGGAUCAUCAUGAACAAGCCCACGUACAUCACCCGCGUGCAGAUGCACUCGCUGAGGCUCCUGAGCCAGAGUCAGCCGUCGCAGAUUUUCCACAGCAUGUCGGACAACGUGCGCCCGACGCAGGGCCUCAACAACCGAUGCAUCCGCACCAACAUCAACUUCAGCCAGCCCGGGAAGGACUGCCCCAACAAGAAGCCGCAGAAGCUGCAGUACAGAGUUAAUGAAUUGAUUCUGAAAUAAUGAAGAUGUGAGCAACGGCCUUGACUGCAGCACUUUGAAUGUUGUUGAGGCAGAACACCAAUUUACAAAUACUGGACAAAAAAGAUUUUACAGAGCUAAAAGAUAAAAUAUAUACGACAGCUAAUCCCGGCUGUAAUUGUGUACAUUUCGUAAACAAUAAGAAAACUCGGUGCCAGGGCACUGUCCCUGACACUUGCUCGUAAAGCGACGCCACCGCGGCCGACGGGGACCCAUCGCGCCCAUGAAGACGCCACUCGAAGACACGGAUCACCGGAGUCUCGUUGCGAGGAGGGGAGAGGAGGGGCGACGAGUCUCGUGACAGCUACGACGUCCACCACCACCACCGCCACCACGGCGCUGAAAUACCCGGUGCCAUUCCACGAUGCCAGGAACGAUUCACAAAACCCGGCGGUAAUGAAGGCAGAAAGUUCCCGACUUCGAAUACAAAUGCUGCUUGACAAAAGGCGCAUCAAAGGGGCGUUUUGAAGCAGACAAUCCGAGGGAGGAGGAAGUGCGCUCUCCACUUCAAAGGACCUUUACCGGACUAAUGACUGCAUUCUGCCGUUGGGUACGGUGCGAGAGCCGGCACGAUGCGUGCACUUGCAGCGCGGACAGACGCGGGGUUGCUGGGGGCCCACGGUCAUCGCAUGCACACGGACACGCACGCACGCGCACACACUCACUCACACACGCACACGCACGCACACUCACGCACGCACACUUACGCACACGCACACACACACGAACACACGUGCACGCACUCACACACACACUCGAGCUGAUUCAGUCAAAGAGUUCUGUCACAGCCUUUGCUGCCUGGGGGGACUGGGCCUGCGUAAAGCACAUCCCGUCACACACACUCUCGCCAGGGCCUCCACUCACACGUGUGGUGUGUAGAUGUACACUUAGACCACAGUGCAUAUGCGACCAACUUCGGGAAUGCAACGUUAUAUGUACGGUGGGGGACAGGGGUAUGGGGUAGGGGUGCACAGGGGCAUUGUUAUUUUAUUCCCAGCUGGCGAGCGGAGGGAGGAAGCGUCGCGACGGGGCCGCGCUGCGCUCCCACGCGCUCAUGGUCCGCUCCCACGUGCUCAUGGUCCGCUCCCACGUGCUCAUGGUCCGCUCCCCGGCGGGCGGCGUGCGAGCCACCCGGGGGGGGGGGGGUCUCCCGAGACGGCUCGGCUGCGCGCAAAUUGUGAAUGCCGCGGUUAUUGUCGUGUGGAUAAUGACGGCGGUGGUAAUUAUUGAUCAAUAUAUUCUGGCAAACAAAAAAUGUGCAGCUCAGCUUCUGUGGCCAGUGCAUUCAUUUUUGAGGCUGCGGUUCAGGCAUAGGUAGCAUUCGACACGCUCCGGUGGCUGCUUGAGGCCAACGGCUUCUGCCUUGUGUACAAUCGCAGAUGAGGUCGAGCGAAGAGGUUGUCGCGUUGGAACGGAGGUAACGGAAGUAAGUUACGGAGCUCGUCAAGUUCAUCGCUUUUUGACAGUUGCCUAAAAGUGUGUUUGUUUUUUAGUCCACACUUGCCCAUUCACUCAAACUCAACAGCCAAAGUAGAAUCUUCUUCAAGAAAGGGCUCAGCCUACAAAGCAAAGCAAUUUUCUUGACCAGAUAUGUUUGUGUGGUUUAAACUAAAUAAAAUAAUUCUAUUGCAAUGGCUGACAAGCCUCUUGGACCUAAUUUGAAUUCAUUCGGACCCUGUCAAGUACAAAGCAAUGGGCAAAACUUUGUCAUUUAUAAAUGUGUUUUUAAGUUGCACAAGUUGUUAUUGUCGUCGUCGUCGUCGUCGUCUCUGUUGGCAUGACAUGAACAGUUUGCAGUUUGCAGCCUCAUGGGGGUGUGCUCGGUGGCGCACGUAAAGUGUCGGAACUAAAAUAGUCUGGGCAUGGGGGCGCACGGGCAGCGCAAUGACUGGCCCAGCCAAGCGAGCUGGGGCCUUGGCAGAGACGCGUGGAUCACCGCUCGUGCUGCUCCAUUGCCUGCCAAGGAGAUACACGUUUGGUCACUUGGCCCAUUCUCCGCAAAGCCACUGACAAUGAAAACAAUCAGGCAGCACUUGUGUGUAAGGUUGUAUCCGACCCCACGGACAUCCAUGGAUUGGCUUUCAUUUACUCCUGCAGAAAAAUGUCGAAAGCAGGUGAUUUUGCAGAAUUCUAUUACCAUGCUCUGCACAAUUUAUUGGAAAGCAGCUUGUAUGACUCGUCCUUGCUGUGUCCGCUUCUCAGCCCCAGCGAUGAUCUUGAAGAUAUUAUUAUCUGAAUUGCUCGAGCGUUACUCCGUCGUCGUUUCAUUGUUUUAUUUUCGCCACGCGCGUCACCGGUGUGCGGCGAUGCCGACGUCGGGGAGGUCGAGUGCCCGAGGGGAACAGGCGCGAUGACGAGACGGUGGUCGUCGUGGCGUGCGGCAUCGUUUAGCCCCAGCGCUGCCGCCUGCGCUCGUGAACGCUUGGAGGCUGCGUGAGGGCUUCGCGUGAGCCCAGCGAGCCCUUGAAUAGGCAGGCCACCCGCAAGGAUUGAAAGAGACAGGCAAAUACUCUGUUAUGUGUCGAAAUGAAUAAGCAGAUAUUGGGAACAUUAUUGCAUGGACCAGUUUAAUAUAUCAAAGUAUUGCGUUGGGGUUUUUUUUUCCUUUCAAUUGCAGCCUAGAAAAGCUUUCGGUCAGUUGGAUAACUUUGAUAUGAAGUAUAUUUUGCGUUUGUUUAUUUAGUUAUGGUGGGCGUGGGCGGCGAGCGGUUGUUCCGUUAAUUUUCAAAGUAUGCCAAUUGUUGACAGUUUCUUUGUUUUCCCGUCUAGUCCAUUUAAGUAUAUUGACUUGAAUUGCAGUGGUGUUCAGGACUAUUAAUCAGACAUGAAUUUAUCUGGAAAUAAAGUACAUUUAAUUUGA